Molecule: messenger RNA, 10584 nt
Organism: Fimicolochytrium jonesii
Lineage: Eukaryota; Fungi; Chytridiomycota; Chytridiomycetes; Spizellomycetales; Powellomycetaceae
Exons: 15
Coding region: 420-10562 (3380 amino acids)
Biological process (GO): nuclear-transcribed mRNA catabolic process, nonsense-mediated decay; phosphorylation
Cellular component (GO): nucleus
Molecular function (GO): protein serine/threonine kinase activity; protein binding
Source: RefSeq, a predicted model, not a curated record
GCGUGACUGGACCACGGCCGGCCGCAUAAAACAGGCCCUCCAUCGGCGCUCUCCAAUUGAACCUUCGUCGUUCGACAGACAGCUCAAGCCGUGAUCACGCCGCCAGAUGGGUAGACACACUCUUAACAACCUUCCGCCCCAGACAUCCCUCGUCUUGUCAGAGCCCGAUACCCCAAAACUCAAUACAAAAAACAACCUCAACACACUCUACCAGCCCCAAUUUUCCCACGAAACUCUGGCAGCCGGCGACGACGGGCGGGUGGCCGACUCAGGCUCCUAUUUCGUUCCACUGAACGGAACAGUGUCUCCAGCGUGUAUGGCUGAGGUUGCAGGAUAGCGCUUACCUUCUGGGAAAGGGGUUGGCACUUGGAAGUGUGGCGGGGCCGACGACACACAAUUUCUAGCUCCGACAGUCGAACAUGAGCGCUCCUCGCAGCAACGGGCGGAGCAAAUAUGGGAGGAAGGAACAACCGCAGGGUCAUGGGCAAGGUGGUGGAAAAACCGGAGCCGGAGAUGCGCUGCAGACCGCGUUGGCAGGAAUGCUCCGUGGAGACCGAGAUCCUUCUUACUCGAGGCGUAUAGCAGCUGCCGAUGACCUUCUGGCAAUCCUCGACCCGUCGAUGCAUGGAAACGCCCUAGGUCUCCCAUGUUAUCCCGUCAAUCAACCCCACGUCUUCAAUGCAUGCGCGAAUAGCGUGGCUGACGCACUGGAAGCGAUGCGAUCUCCGAACGCAUAUAAACAGCGAGUUGCGAAAUGUAUUGCCGCCAUGGGCGCCUGCCUGCAUCUGGAUGGCCGUCCGUUUGUCCGGUGGAUCUUUGAACAGCUGCUUGGAAUGGGCCAGAAACGGCUGUCAAGGGAAGCGGAGAGGGAUCUGUGCAACUGGCUUCUCGUGGUUGUCCGUGACUAUGUGGAACGAUUAUCGGCAUUGGGCGAUUCAGCCGGCCAUGCGGAAGAAACCAUAUCGCAGAUCUUGGUGGACAUGCAGACGUUUCUUGAUAUGAUGGAGUCUGCCGACUUCCUGCCCAAAUCACUGGACGUGUUCCAGAUCAUUGCGGAAACGUUUCCUGAUGCGUUUUCUGUGUGCUUCAAGGACAUCGUCGAUCUUCUCGUGGGAUGGAACAUUGAUCCGAGCCUUCCGAAAAAUGUGUCGGCGCUCAUCUCUGAUACGCUGAAGAAGCUCUGGUUUUUUUGGGCUCAGCACAUUACCUUCGCAUUGGAGCUUGCCCGGCACCUCCUUUCUGACAUCCAGGACACGGUGCAGCUCCGUUGCGAGCCUGGCGCCGCGGAAACAGCGUCGGCUCCUGACAAGGGGAGGAGUUUCCGAGUGCCGACUAACACCUUCAUACUAACGCGAUGCUUCCAAACGAUCCUCUACGUCAUAUCCUUUUCCGGAUUUCCGAGCAUGAACGCCGAGUGCCGCUUUGACCUGACGCAACACCCAGAAGCGUACGAUUCCUACCUAAAUGUCGUCGAAUGGUGCCUGAAUGUGAUCCUGGCGGUUGGAACGACAUUCGAAGACCGGGGAUGGCUUUUACAAGGAAUGAUCUUUGUAAAAUUCCUUAGUAAAGCCCUGGAAAGAGAUUUUCUGCCGUACCAGGACAUCGCGGUGAAAAUCCUAACACUCGACUCGACGUUGUUGGCCAAUGAGUACGUGCAAGAGGGACAUCGGAUUGAUGCGUCACAGAAGCAUUUGGGAGACUGGCUGUGCAAUUUGCGCGAGGUCGUCAACUCCUGGCUCCCACACCUCUCACCCGCCCUCGCCGCGAUGUUCUCGAAACCGUCCGAAUCGGCCCUUCUUAGCCGGGUCCGCUUCCUAUGUUUGCAGCAUCGGGCUUGUAGCUCUGAGUUGCGGGAGCUUACGGUGAGGGUGCUGAAGGCGUAUACCGAGCUGCACGAUGGUAGCGGGAUAAGGGAGCGGGAAAAUGAGGUGCUCAAGGAGUAUGUUUGGGAAGUUCGUGGUGUACAUGGCAGCCUAUUGCAAUUUGUGAGGCUUGAUCGAGGAGGAAAUGAAAAUGAGGGCAGCGAUUUGAAAUUCGUAGCAGACAACAAGACGUCGGUAGAAGAGAGUUUAUCGGAACCACAACAGACCCUCAGAGGCAUCCUGUCCAACCUGGACCCGUUGUCCCUACGAAAUCUCCUUCUGUACGACAUACACCUAUGCACGGAGCUCGCCAGCCUUCUGAAUAGCGACCACGCCGUCGAGGAAGUGCUUCGAACGAUUCUCAACAUUCUUGCAGACACAGCGCGGAAGGGGGGCGAUGUCAUUGGCUGGGCGUGUCUCAUGAGGGGCCCGAUCUUGUUGGCGGCGUAUGAGAUGGCGAUGGAAGCGGGCGGGACGAUUGACUCUGAGCAGAACGGCACGCGGAUGAGUGACGAGGAGAUGAGGAGUUUGACACCGCAGAGUGUAGUUUCACAGCUCGGGAUCAUUGCAAUCGCGCUGGCGGAGAUGGACAUCGGCUACGAUGAGAAGAUUAUUUGUCUGGAAUGGCUUGAGAAUCUGUUCACUGCCAUGACGAAGGCCGGUGGAAAUCCGUGGGAUAUCGUGGGAUAUCCGUGGGAUAUCCGUGGGAACGAUACUGUGCAGGAAAGCGUGCACGCAUGCGCCAUCGUCCUGCAACAGGCGACCUGCGCGGAACCCGACCCGCAGAUUCGUGUCGAGAUGGCCUCCGUUUGGACCGCAUACAAUCGGUGGCUGGCAAUAUCCUACACCUCCGUGCCCGAAAAAGCAUUCGACCUGCUUCGACAAGUGGUCGCCCAUAUGACGAACGAUCUUGUCCCCGCUGUCAGAACAGCGUAUCUACAUCUCAUGAUGUUCAUGCACCCGCUCGCCACGCUCACCACCCUUCAUGACUCCGCCGAACCCUCACUAUCGAUCACAGCCGACCUGAUGUCCCUCCCUCCGUCCGGUACGUUCCGCGCCCGCCAUUUUCAGGUCGCGUGCGCCUUUCUCGGCGUCGGUGAAAUCGAUGACGAGGGUACCGCCACUGCGACGGGAAAAUCAGAUGAGGUGUGGAUGGCGAGGCUGUAUCAUGCGUGUCAGGCGGGGAUGUUUGCGGGAGAGUACGGGGGCGGAAAAUUGCGAUAUGGUGCGGUAAUAGGGAACAGGAAGGAACCAAGAUUGUCGACUUUGAUGUUUUGGGUAUCGUGGGAGGCGGCGAGGUAUUGCGUUUUGAGCCGGUUGCGGACGCCGUUUGGAGGGCCGUUGCAGACGUUCUCGACGAUCGAAAACAGCUUGAAGCAGGAGAUUAAUAACGUCGUUGGAAUCGAACGUUCCGAUGACCGGGACAAGAGUGACAGCAAGAAUCGCCUGGCAGAGAGCAUCACCACCCUUCGCCACCACCUCCACCUAGUCGACCACCUCGAGAUCCAGAUCCGCAACGCCGCCGAAGGAUCCCUCCAAUGCGCGCCCACAUCCAAAGCCUCCAUCGCCUUCUUCCACGCCAACAAACGCACAUGUGAAGACUGGUUCGUGCGGAUACGCAAACAUAUGGUUGUUGCUGCGAGGAUCGUGGGCGAGAAGAAUAUGAUUGUUAAACAAGCUUUGUUGUAUGUUGCUGAGAGCACAGGUGCACGGGCGGGUGGUGGGAAGGAUAACAACCCAACUCCGACUUUGAUUCCGGAUAUCGAAUCGGUGCUUUUCGGCUUGGAGGACAGCCUGAUCGAGUUGGGCGAGGUGGAUACGCUUACGGGACUUGGGACGUGGCUUGAUAGGUCGGGGUUGGUGAAGCCGCCGGUGGGACGAGAUACGGUCGUUUUGCUCAAGCGGUCGGAGAGACCGAAACCACCGUCGAAUGAGUAUGUCACCUUUUCGUGGGCGCACGUCACGCCGUUGUUGGCAGAGGAGCGGUACGAGGCCGCGUUGCCGAUCCUUGUCGCUGAACUCAACAAGCUGAUCGACACUGAGCCGGUGCCCAGCGACGCCGCGAUUGGGAACUUGCAGAAACAUGUUGCGAAGUGUUAUGCCGAGUUGCAGGAUUGGAAGGGGUUGGAUGCGUAUCGCGAGGCAGUGCAGUGGAAGAUAGAUGGCCAGGGACGUGGGUUGGAUGAGUGGGAUGAUGGCCUAAGGGCAUUGAGUACCUGGACCACUAAGGUGGAAGGAGGUUGGUCUACUGAAACCAAGGCAUACGCUGGGCCGGAUGUGGGCAAGAUCGUCGCGGAGGGCUUCCCUUCGGCAGUCCUUCAGGCCUGCCGUGUUGACCUUUGCGAGCGAUUUCGUGCAUGUGAUUGGGGCGAUCCGGAGAGAGCGACCGUGGGGAAUACGGCUCUGAGGGAUUGGGAUACCGAUUUGCGUCAAGCUAUUGGGUUCCAGACCGGGGAGAGUUUGUCGAUGCGAUCUGAGUAUAUUGCGCAGAUGCAACUGCUCUGUUCGGCUAUUCCCCUGCUUGACGUCAACAACGGAUCUGGGCUUUAUGCCACGUUUGCGGACCCGAAUAUCCUUGAUCAGAAGAUCUCGAGCGCGAAUGUGCUCAAGGCGGUUCGAGUCCUCGUGAACGGGCUCGACAGCCGGCGACGUCUGACGCCGACCGAGCAAGUACGCCAACAAGCCCAGCAAAACGUGGACUUUCUGAUCGCCAAACACGCUCGAAAGACAGGAAACUUCCACCUUGCAUCGAGGCUGUUUGUGUUUGGACCGCAUCUGACGCCGCAAUCCGGCGCUGUUGAUAUCUCGCUGCUGAAGCGGACCCUGGAGUCUGCGAAGCUGCAUCAUGCGCGAGGGGACCGUGGCGCCGCUAUUACACUUAUCUGCGACGGCCUGUCGAGUGCUGGCCCGAAUAUCGCAGACGUGGACGGCCGGUGCGAGACACUGUUGUGCAAGUACCUAACCUGCCUGUCAGACUGGAUGCUGGACACCAGCGGUGACGACGGGAGACUGCACGACGUUCUCGACUCUGUCAGACCGUUCGAGCCGCCUGGGAUCGAGUGGGGCAUUCCUGCACGUAAUAUUGCCAUUUCGGAGAAAUUGUUGCAAAAGGCGAUUGGAUUGGCGCCGGGGAAUCGGAAGGCGUGGUUGAAGUAUGCUGAUCAUUUGUAUAAGUCUGGGAGCGCGGAUGGGGAACUGGGGCAGGCGGCGUCGAGGGCUGCGAAGGCUCUGUUGAGUGAGGUGGAGGGGAAGGUGAAGGAGGAUGGGAAUCAUUCAAGUCUUCGGAUGAAAGAGUAUAUGAAGAAACUAGUUCCCAUACUCACGAGCGAAUUAGACGAAGCCCGAGGCACCUCUAAGCCAUUGUCCGAGGAAUCCUUGGAACAUCGGAUCCGGUCUGGCUGCCCGGCGCUUUCUGAUAGAGCAAUUGUGGAAGUGCAUAGCGCUUGCGUGGCUUACAAGGAAGCGCUGGUGCGGAAGUACACUUUGGCGGCGGUGUCGUAUUUCAAAGUGCUUGAUCUUGGUUCCUCAGCACAAGAGCAGAAGCAACGGGCAAGCGACACGAUAACCAUCACCCUCAGGAUCCUGCGGCUGUUCCUCAAGUACGAGGAUGGUCGAACCGAGCUGGUGCCUCACUUUCAGGCGUCACCCAUCACGGCGUGGAGCCCCAUCGUCCCGCAGCUCUACGCGCGUAUCGGCCACCCGAGCUCGUUGGUACGGCAGACUAUCGUGGAUCUGCUUUGCCGGCUUGGGAAAACGUCACCGCAUCUGAUUGUAUACCAAGCGCUUUUGGGGAACGACGACGAGGAAGACCGGUCCAAUAAUGUUGUUGCUGCGCGUAAUGAGGAGGAGAACUCUGCUCUGAGGAUUCUGCAUAAGCUCCAAGCCAGUGCGCCAGCAUCCCUUGUCGGGCAGGUCAAGAAGAUCAUCCGUGAGCUCAAGCGCCUAGCAGUAUUGUGGGAGGAAACGUGGCUACACAAGCUGUCCCAUGUCCAAACCGAUGCAUUGCGAAGACUCGAUCGUGUGCAAGAGGAAAUCAAGCGCGUUCGUGGGAGCCUCAACCUGUCCGAGGCGGACAAGGACCGGCUCAUUCGUGAUUACCACAGGACCAUCCUUUCGCCGCUGAUUGGUGGACUGGAAACGCUGGUGGCGGCUACGACGCCGAGUGGGGAGAGUACACCGCACGAGCUAUGGUUUAGCAACACUUACGGACAUCGCAUUCGCGCCGCACUGGAAUCGUUGAGCGAUCCGCCGGAUUUGACUGAUAUGAGGAAGGCUUGGAUACCGUUUCAGCAGAUUUGCAUUGAUUUACAUCGGGAACUCCAUCGAACCAGACAACUGAAGCUAAAAAAUGUGAGCCCCGCUCUCAUGCGCUUCCGAAGGUCCAACGUGGCCAUGCCAGGGCAUCAAGAUGCGAAUGUCGUCAUCCACGCCUUUGACGGCGACAUUCAAAUCUACCCUACCAAGACGAAACCAAAGAAGAUCACGCUGAUUGGAUCUGAUGGUGUCCGCUAUCCUUACCUCUUCAAGGGCCUUGAAGAUUUGCAUCUGGACGAGCGAGUGCAGCAGUUACUCGGUGUAGUCAACCAACUGCUCGCCAGCGACAAACCUUCUCGAAAGCGUCAAUUCCGGGCGCGAACUUACGCCGUCAUACCUUGCGGCAAGCGAUCGGGGAUGAUUCAAUGGGUUGAAGGCGUUACCGCGCUCUUCACGCUUUAUAAGAGAUGGCAGCAACGCGAUUACACGGCAAGAUUACUGCAGGCCAAGGAUCCAGAGAGCCGAGACGCCGUCGCCCCUCCUCUCCGUCCUCACGAUCAGUUCUAUGCAAAGAUUGGCCCGGCUUUGCAGAGGCAUGGCAUCUCGCAUAAGGCGCCUAGAAAAGAAUGGCCCAACGCAGUACUUCACGAGGUGUUCCAGAAACUGCGACAGGAGACUCCCAAUAAUCUUCUGUCGAGAGAACUCUUCUGCUCGUCCCCGUCUCCCUUGGCAUGGUGGGAGAAGACAAAAUCCUUCGGACGCUCGACGGCGGUCAUGUCCAUGGUCGGAUACAUUAUCGGACUCGGCGAUCGGCAUCUGGACAAUGUGCUCUUCGAUCAGCUCACUGGAGAGAUCAUUCACAUCGACUACAAUGUGUGUUUCGAGAACGGUCGCAAGCUGCGUGUGCCAGAAACAGUCCCGUUUCGGUUGACGCAGAACAUGCAUGCUGGGUUGGGACUGACUGGCACCGAUGGGGUUUUUCGCGCUGCGUCAGAGCAUACUUGUCGGGUCAUGCGGAACAACCGCGAGACUUUGGUCACGCUGUUGGAGGCCUUUGUGUACGAUCCGCUUGUCGACUGGACUGCGAGUGCUCUGCAGGAUUUGGAUCAUCGUCAGACUGAGCUGAAUGUCAACUUGGGGAUACUCUCGUCCAGAAUAGAGGAGAAGAGAGAUGCUAUUGACAGUAGCCUGCGUACUCUUCUUGGGAAAUGCCAGGAGCUUCAGAGCGAGAUCGCAGCACAUCGUCCGACGGAGUCUGGGAAUGAGGACGAUCUCGUUUCGGCCAACAUGACCAUGACCGAGGAAGAACGCAAUCUCGCAUUGCAUGGGCAGUUGGCUAGACGAUAUGACGACUGCGAGAUUUGGAAAACGGAGCAUUCGGCUGCUGUUCUUUCCCUGAAGACCUCGAUGCUACAAGCAUGGCGUACGGAACUCGCAAACCGCGAUGUUGCUUCCAUCUCUCCUCCAGUGGCGCCCGCUGCAUUUUCGCUGGGAGCUGAUGAGAAUCACAUGCUUCAGUGUGUCGAGUUCGAUCAAGAGCUCUUCCGCAUCGCUCAGGAAAGACUACCAGCUUACAGCACCAGUCUUGAGCAUUUGCAGCUUUAUCAAGCGCUGGUCGCGCCCGUGGCGGAGACGAUGCUAGACCAAGAUCACUUUUCCAUAUGGAGCCGACUUCUACAACCAUUACUUGAUCCAACGUGCCCGCAGCACUACUUUGACUUGGCAUUCUCGCAUGAUUGCGAACCGAAGCCCAUUGAACACACGAGGAAGACAGCUCUCGAAGCGAUCAUCAAAGCAACAUGCACUGCCAAGAACGCCGAACUUCGUCAUUCCAUGGAGGCCUUACAGGCAUUCCCUACCGCUUGGCAGCCUCUCAUAAUGAUUGAUAGUGUGGAAAGUCUGUCCACGUCGUUAGGAAACGAUGCGCAUGACGCAAAACAGCUCGUGGACUGCUUGAUAUUGACAGAGGUGGCCGCCCUUGGAAGACUUCUCUUCUCAUGGAUCAAACAGAGCGAUGACGCCACCGCGGAAGAAGCCGUUCAUGCGCGAAUCAUCGCCCGCCUAGCAGAAACGAUGAGGAACGUCUAUGGCAGCUUCUCUUUCGAGCCGAAUUAUCUGCACGAAAUGCAUACGAUGACGGGUUACUUGUCCGCCCUUGGGCUUAGGAUUACUUUGGCACUCCAGGAAGAGAGCCUUCCUAUCACGGGCGACUCUUUAGCUACGGAGUCGUUUCAGCAUUACGCGGUCUUCUCCGACUCCAUGCGAGCGAUGAACUUGGACGUAACGGAAAUGCUGGUGCCGGAGGUUAUCAUGGCGCUGACAAGAGAGAACAGGACCGUGAUUGAUGAGUUUGUGAACCGCCUUAGCGAACUGAGCCAAAUGGUAGACGAGACGAUGGAUCAAGCUUCCUCUACCUUCCAGGCAGCGUCGAGUCACCUGGCACAAGGCUUUGAGGCCUUCCGCAUCAAGUACGCAUCCGAUAAGUCGAGGGGUCCGUAUGCCAUACUCGCCGCUUUCGACAGACUCUUCAGGCCGGUGAUGGACGCCAUGAAAAAUCUGGCGGCACAGAAAGAAAUGUCAGGUUUCAACGUGGUCUUCAAGGUCUUGGCCGUCCAGCAGAUUCUCUGCACUUUGGAUCUCGUGCAAGGAUGCAUUGCAUAUUAUCGUGGGUCUGAAAUGGACGUAGACGACCCUUCGCACGAAUGGGUUGCCAGUUUCGAUUUCCGAGACAUAUUGCGAGAGAGUGAAUGCUUCAACAACGUCAAUGCACGCUUGAAGAAAUAUCUUAACCUCUGCAUGCGGGAAAUGUGCAUGAAGCCAAUGGCCAAGCUUUUUGGGAAAACGAUAAAGCGCAUCAGCCAAACCUCAGGGGUCAAGAUUGGAGACUCGGCCAAUUCAGCUGCGAGCGGGAUCCCGUUCGUCGACACCGCUUUGAAUUGUGUGGCCGCCAUUCUUGACGCCGCCCCGGAGCAUAAGGCUCGCUUGCCAAGUUUGUUGGACGCUUUCCAUUAUCACUGCUGGUUGUCUGCCCAAAUUUCUUUGAGCACGGAGGCAUCCUUGUACCUCAACAAGGCAGGAGCGAGAUUCGAGCAACGAGAGCUUGCAUUGUUUCGUUAUCAGCUUCUGCAUGAGACUGGAUUGACAUACCCGAUGCGAUCGUCUACAAACUCAUUGCACACUAGUCCGAGGCCUCAGGUUAUCGAACGGAUUCUGGAGGAUGUGCCGAACCUUAUUCAAUUGCAUAAUGACUUAAUAGCUUUGGAAGCUCACCACCAAGCUGUGGAGUCUGAAUUGCGACCGCUCUUGGCGUGGGCACAAACAGAGCCUAGUCGGCAACAAGCCGCAGAGGCAUUCAUCGAUCUCAGUCAGACAAGACAUGGGCAGAUCGCACGGAAAUGCCAACGAGUCAAGACCUUGAUAGACAUGUGCAACACCAUCGUUCAUUUUGAAACCUUCCGAGUACCAAACCCAAGCACCCGAAGCAUGGAUGCGGAGAUGCGGCGCUUCGUAAGAAGCUUGAACCAUGCAAGGAUGGGACACUCUCCUACCGUCGAAGAGCCAUUUGCCUCUGACUUUAUUCACAACAUCUUCCGGGCAGCGUCGGAUCUCCGAGCUGACUAUGACCAAGCUGACGGCGAACUGCGAGAUAUCCAUGGGCUGGUGGGAACCCUGAUCAAGAUGGCAAAGCAUGUCACCACUGCUGGGGUUGCGCGAGAAGACUUUGAGGCGUAUUUGGAGAAGUGGCGCGCAGUAGGUGCACACAUCAACGAGAUGGGCGCGGUCGCGAACAACGCGGACAAAAACCACGGUCGUUUGCCGUCGACAGCACCAGUUCUGGAAUCGAUCGUGAAUGCGUUAGAGCAGUGUCACACGUCCGUCUUCGCCUUUGCUGCUCUGAAAGAGCUCGAGGAGGAAGAUCAGCAGGAUAACGGCGAUCCCGAUGCCCUCGAAGUAGGCGACAUGAGCGCGAUGCAUGCCGUCGUUGAUCCCCAGCACACCGAAGCGCAGGAUAUGGAAGCGAUGGAGCAAGCCAUGGGCCAGUUGCACAUGGACCCGAAUGAGGACGUGAUGACGCAAGAGAAGCUGGAUGAGGUCGAGACUUCGGUCUCGCCUGGUGCUCGGGAUGAAGACCGUCAACCUCCUAUGCGUCUGAUCAACGAACCGGGUACCGACAAUAGACGUGAACGUGCAGAGCACGGACCUCAGGACUACGUUCCAGACCCCGCGGACGAGCUUAGGGACGAUGGGCCGCAGAAAGGAACGGGUGAAAAACGGAACGCGUAUGCGAUGAAUGUCCUGCGUCGGAUCAAAGCAAAACUUGCAGGCAGAGACAAUCCUGGACAGACUACGAUGUCUGUCCCUGAUCAGGUCAAAAUGGUGAUCGAGGAAGCUGAGAGCGUCGACAACAUCGCCCUUAUGUAUGAAGGGUGGAUGGGCUGGAUUUGAAGCAACGAGGAGGGCCGACCCU